AUGAGUUUAAUGCAAAAUGUUGUUCAAUAUUUCUCUAAAUCUGUAAUAGUUUCAGAUCAAACAAAAGAAGGAAUUACUUCAAUAUUGAGAAUGUGGCUUCACAUUUCUAAUAUUUUAUCAGAUAUCGAAACUGGACUACCAGCUAUUGAUGAAUUAAUUGAUAUUUGUUUUGAUGAUGAUGAAUUUUCAACAUUAUUAGAGGAAUUUAUGGAUAUAAUAUUUCAACCAUCAGUCAUCUCAAGCAAUGGUCUUGAACUUAUAUUCAGUAUUUUGCGUCAUAAAAUACCAAACUUAAAUUGCAUGGAGUUAUGUCAGCAAUUACGAAAGUCAAUUGAAAUACGAAAUAUAUUUCAUCUAACGGAUGAGGUUCGUAGAUUUUCUCUUCCAGAAUUUGAUGUAUCAUUACAACAGAAUGCAAAUAACAUUUCAAAGCUUACCACUAAAGCCCGACAACAAAUUGCAGAAGAUUAA
Naegleria fowleri is the source of this 471-nucleotide messenger RNA. RefSeq lists its product as uncharacterized. Bases 1 to 471 code for a protein of 156 amino acids. Lineage: Eukaryota; Heterolobosea; Eutetramitea; Acrasida; Naegleriidae. The record is from RefSeq and is a predicted model, not a curated record. The transcript has a single exon.